Messenger RNA from Suillus subaureus, 887 nucleotides. Its product is annotated as DOPA-like domain-containing protein. The coding region runs from base 135 to 689 and encodes 184 amino acids. The record is from RefSeq and is a predicted model, not a curated record. Lineage: Eukaryota; Fungi; Basidiomycota; Agaricomycetes; Boletales; Suillaceae. The transcript has 8 exons.
AUUCCACCGUCUCCGAAGUCUGCUGAUCGCCUUCCAUUAAGGGCGCGGCACUUGACACUUACAAAUAUAUCAUCCUUAGUGCUGGUAGCUAUGACCAGCUGCGGAGCCAAACUUGUUUUUCAAAGCGGGUCAUAAUGUCAGACUACCACCCACCAACCGAGCUUGAAGAAGUUGUUAACUCGGAAGUCAAAGAAUGGCACUUCCAUAUCUACUUCCAUCAGCGCAAUGCUGAUCAGCACCAGGCUGCAUUGGACUUGCGUGAUGCCGUCCUGCGUCUAAGGCGUGAUGGAGCGUUCGUCGCUGUGCCAUUAUUUCGUGUGAACACCGACCCUAUCGGCCCUCAUCCAGUUGGCUCAUACGAGAUCUGGGUCCCCUCGACCUCGUUUUCCUCUGUAUUUUCGUACCUUUGUAUGAACAGGGGUGAUCUAAGCAUACUCGUGCACCCUCUGACCCGUGAAGCGAGAAAAGACCAUGAACUCCGGAAUGCGUGGAUUGGCCCUUCAUUCCCUCUUGAUCUGUCUACUCUCCCGGUGAAAACUGAAAAGUUACCGAUACAAUACCCGAGUCUGAAGCUCGGCUACUCUGCACCAGAACCCGAGUUUACCCUUGAUCAACGCCGCCACAUCGGUGCCAACCUCGAGCGCAUCCUGAAGGGCGAGAAGGAAGCUGCCAAGGCUCCCAUGAAUUAACAAUUUGGGCCAUCUACACGAUUGGAGUCGUUAGUUCUACACAUGAUCUGUGGAUAUAUUCUAUGCAUAUUUAGUUAUGAUGUUUGCAUAUUCUGGUGUAACGGUACGCAGAAGAAUGAACAUAAGUUGGAUUCGGUGACUAUUUUGCAUGACUCAUGGCAAUGUUACCGGCGCCGCCGUUCCAUGUUCAAUAAUUUU